UUUCUCAGAGUGUCACGUUUUCCGGGCGACAAAUUGUGUUCUUCGGAUCCGAGGCUUUUGAACCGCGAAACUUCGUUUUAACUUUUUCUAGGCUUGUGUGAUCUUCCAGAUAGCAUUGAGACAACAAAAUGUAAGAUAAACCGGAAUAAUGGCAACUUUACCCCAAUGGAAGCGACUACCGUCGCUACACCCCAACAUUUUCGAUCCCAGAUGGGGAUUGGAAUACGACUUUUCCCCAGGAUCCACCUCCAAGUCAAUAACCAAAGCAAACGGCACCAAAUGGCCAACGGUUCAAAGGCAAAUGGUUGUACCGAAACAGAGUAUAGAGGACAAAGUCACAUCGAAUGUCCUGAAGCCAUAUCUUCUGGCUGCCGCAGCAGCCACGGGGCUUUUACUUGCUUUGGUGGUUUUGGUCUAUGUGAUGACCAGAAGAAGAAGAAAGAAGAAAACCGAUGAGGAACAAUCUUCGCAAAGUAUCUUGGUGUUUCCUUCCACUAAUGGAGAUAGUCAGCCCCAGUUCGUCACCAAAGAGAUUCACUUUAGCCUGCCUCCACUACGCAGCAACUCAUUGGGAGAUCUAGAGUGUCAACAGGAUAAUCCUUACGACUCAGAUGUGGAUUCUGAUGCUUUAUUAGUUCCAGGACAGCCUCAUAGUCAUCGAAGUAACUCUUUCAGCUGCUAUGGAUUGGGCGUCAUCGAGCCUGCUUUAUACAAAAGCACUUUGGACUUGGAUGAAAUGUCUUGGCCAGAAGGACACAUUGGUAGAAUUUGGUUUUCUCUCAGAUACGAGCCAUCGACUGAGAAGCUUCUGGUGUCUUUGCUGAAAGCCAAGAAUUUGCCGUCACGCAACAUGGGUACUGUUAAUAACUGCGACCCUUUCGUAAGGCUUCAUUUGAUGCCAGACGAAAGGCGAUAUUUGCAAUCGAAACAAAAGAAAAAGACCUGCAACCCCUAUUUCGAUGAAACUCUGGUUUUCCAGGUUUCCCAGAAAGAUAUGGUUGAUCAUAUCCUGAAGCUGAUUGUAAUCGAUGGGGGAAGGGCAAAGCGUUUUGCAGAAAUCGGCCAUGUAACUUAUCCGUUGAAGGAGCUGGAAAUUGGAGAUGGUUGCGAACAGCAACUGUUUAAAAUGGACUUAGUGAAGGAAUCUUAUGAAAUGAGCUCCGACUURGGAGAACUGUUGGUUUCGCUACUCUACAAUGAAAACCUUAGCCGACUCACAGCUACUGUAAUUGAAGCAAGAAGAUUGAAGUUUCAAGGUGAUAAGCAUGAAGCCUACGUUCGCCUCACUCUGCAUCAGCAUUAUAGAGCAGUGAAGGAAAAACGCACCAACAUAGCGAAACCUUCACGUGAAGGCAACGUUUGCUUUGCUGAAGGUUUCAACUUUAAGAUGGCCAGUGCUCAGGCUGAUGUCAGCAGUCUGGCUUUCCAUGUGUUUCAACACACCUCCGGAUAUGGUAAGGAUAAGCUGAUCGGAAAAGUUGUACUGGGAUCAUACAUGUUUACCAGAGGAAAAGCCCUCAACCAAUGGAACACGGCUAUUGCACGUCCUAUGGAACAUAGUCAAUGCUGGCAUACUCUAUCAGAAUAAAUUAUUUAAAACAUAUACUAAUUUCAUGCUCCAUCUAUUAUUAAGGCAUGCAUUUAGGUCAAGUUUUGGUUGAAACUUUCAUAGAAUAAUUAAAUGAAUGCAAAUUUAGAUAUCUAAGUAUUGACGUCAAUUUUCAAAAGAUAAUUGUAUUUGAGGCAACAGAGUGAAGCUUGAGGUUGCAUCAAUCGAUCUCUUUCUUUAAAAAUUAAAUGAACUGGCUGGAAGUACAAAGUAAUUUCUAGGCAUAGGUAAAAUAAUUACCGACUUUAAAUCUAUGAUUUUGCUUUCAAGUCUUUAAUUGCUAUAAGAAUUCAUAAUUGUCUUCGUUUGAAUAGCAGACAACUCUAAUGAUCUUGAAAGUUUAAUUUGACUUUAGUCACUGAUAACUAGUGCUUUGUAUCUUAAACGGAUAGUUUGAAACAAGUAAAAAAUUUAAGGAGUUCAAACCUGACAUGCCUUGCCUUGAAAACACUUUUUCCGUCUUAACUCUUUUUUUUUACUUUAUUAAAUUAAUUUUUCAAUUUUUUCUGGCAGCUAAAUUGCAGAUUGAAAAUGGAAAAGUUCGCUAUCAAAUUAUUAAUUAAUAUUUGCGAGUUAAAAGCUAAAGGAAUUGUGGUCAAUGUAUGUUGGAUGUUGGGUUAUUUUUAUAGGGCACAUGUUUUCACAUCAAUUAUUUGGCGAGUUUUCUGUUGAUUUCAAUGCAUGAAAUUUAUGAAAAAUUUACUGUUUUAUCAAGUUUUUCACAGUUUAUUAAUUGAAAUUUCAAAUGAAAAAAUCAGUUUUUUGCUCUCGAGCCUUUAGACUUAAUAAAAGAUUUAUAAAAGCAACAAGGAAAAAAAUUGAUAUCUGCUAAAUUAAUCGAAGGCGGUACAUUAAUAGUUUUGAAUCAAUUAUUUAAAAACGGUGCAAAAAUAAAGAUCUAUCUAUUACCUCAAAAAGGUAAACAUCCGUUUAGUUGCGUUAGAGGAUUCCCCCUAUUUUAAGUCUUAUUUUCAUGCAUAAUCACUAAUGUUUCAAUUUAAUAAUUUGAAGCAAAAAGUACAAAUAUCAACUAUAAUUGAAAACCAUUAGAAUUGUGGAAAUUUUGAAAGGUCAAAAAACCAAAAAUAUGUGCAAAGCUUACUAUGUAUGUUAAAUUUAAUUAUAGAUUAAUGUACUUCAGUCCUAGUCUUAAGAGAACUACUUUAUGUGCAGGGUAUCUUGAAAUAUGGGUGUAUUUUUUUGUUCAGUCAAUUUUUCAUAUUUUACAAUUUAAAAAAUUUAUUAGGAAAUCAGUUCGAUCUAGAUAAGUAUUGUCUUGCAAAAUGUUUGAACUGCCUGUAUUAAACAUUUAAAGUUGGCGACUAAAACCUUAAAUGUUAAUUUUGCAAAUGUAUAAAACACAUUUUUCAUUUUGUUUUGAUUAUUUAUUUCUUGGGUUUAAGUGUGUAAUAUCGGCCCAGAAAUAUAUAUUAUAACUAUUUAUUAAUAAAUGCAAAUUUUAUGUAAAAAUAUAUGCUGUAGUUGUACCAAAAUAAAAUAAAUAUUUCUAUCAAU
Molecule: messenger RNA, 3124 nt
Organism: Dendroctonus ponderosae (mountain pine beetle)
Lineage: Eukaryota; Metazoa; Arthropoda; Insecta; Coleoptera; Curculionidae
Product: synaptotagmin-15
Exons: 10
Coding region: 149-1588 (479 amino acids)
Biological process (GO): cellular response to calcium ion; regulation of dopamine secretion; regulation of calcium ion-dependent exocytosis
Molecular function (GO): calcium-dependent phospholipid binding; syntaxin binding; clathrin binding
Source: RefSeq, a predicted model, not a curated record